AUGUCUCCAGCACCACUCACCACGUUACUCGCUGCUGCCGCCAGCGCCCCCUUGCUGUUCUCCACCGGCGUCUCGGCGCAGAAUGCCACGUCAAGGGCUCAGAUCGCGAUGGACGUGCUGCAAACGUGGUAUAACGGCACCAGCGGGAUAUGGGAUACCUGCGGAUGGUGGAACGGGGCGAACUGCUUAACGACGCUGGCCGAUUUCGCCAUUGCCGAUGAGUCCGUGAACGACGCGGUUGUGGGCGUGCUCGGAACCACCUUCAAGGUUGCGACGAUCUCGAACCCCAUUCCCGAGCGCAGCGGCGACGAAUUCUACAACAUCACCGACGGGACGCAGGCCGGCUCGCCAGAUGCCUAUCAGUGGAUGGACGGAUCUUAUGACGACGAUGCGUGGUGGGCGCUUGCGUGGAUCGCGGCGUAUGAUGUCACGGAUGAUGAUGAAUACCUGGACUUGGCGAUUGGCAUUUUUGACCGACUGAGUCAUACUUGGCCGUCUAAAUGUGGAAACGGCGGAAUCGACUCGGAUUACUCGCACGUGUAUGUCAACGCGGUCACCAACGAGUUGUUCUUCUCUGUCGCGGCACACCUGGCCAACCGUGCCUCCGACAGCCAGUAUUAUGUGGACUGGGCGCGUCGUCAGUGGAACUGGUUCAAUGCCACCGGCAUGAUCAACGAGAACUAUACAGUCAACGACGGACUGACCAACGACUGCGCCAACAACGGUGACACAAUCUGGACCUACAACCAAGGCGUCGUCAUCGGCGGACUCGCAGAACUGCACCGCUCCGUCUCCAACUCAUCCAACUCAUCGUACCUCGACAUGGCCGAAAAGAUCGCGAAAGCGUCCAUCGACGAGCUCGCCGACGACAACUACGUGAUUCGCGAAUCAUGCGAACCCGACUGUGACGCCAACGCCACGCAAUUCAAGGGCAUCUUCAUCCGGAACUUGAAGCUGCUGCACUCCGUCGCGCCGGACGACGUAUAUGAGAAGGUGAUCCGUGCCUGCGCCGACAGUAUCUGGGACAACGACCGCGACGAGCAGAAUCAGUUUGGAAUCAACUGGGCUGGGCCUGUUAGUGCGAUUGACGCGUCGACGCACAGUUCUGCGAUGGAUGCGCUAGUCGCGGCGAUUGAUGAGGAUUGA
Molecule: messenger RNA, 1146 nt
Organism: Aspergillus steynii IBT 23096
Lineage: Eukaryota; Fungi; Ascomycota; Eurotiomycetes; Eurotiales; Aspergillaceae
Product: putative glycosyl hydrolase
Exons: 3
Coding region: 1-1146 (381 amino acids)
Biological process (GO): carbohydrate metabolic process
Source: RefSeq, a predicted model, not a curated record